Messenger RNA from Micropterus salmoides (largemouth bass), 1448 nucleotides. RefSeq names its product trichohyalin-like. The transcript has a single exon. The record is from RefSeq and is a predicted model, not a curated record. Bases 19 to 1053 code for a protein of 344 amino acids. Lineage: Eukaryota; Metazoa; Chordata; Actinopteri; Centrarchiformes; Centrarchidae.
CUUCAGCAGCUAAACCAGAUGCGACCUGACAAAGCCUGGGAUGAGAUGUGUAAGAACAUCAAAGCAGAGCACUUAGCAGCAAGCCAGCAAAAUGGGGCACUGCAACAACAAAUUCAGGAGCUCAGGGAAAAACUCAAAAAUGAACCAGCUUUCGACAAAAUGUAUGAUCAACUGAAAGCAGAGAAUGCGGCGAUUAGCCAGCAAAAUGACAACCUGAGACAAGAGAUUCAGGAGAUAGCCAAAGAUCUCCGUAAUGAAAAGGCUCAGCAGGAAAUUGUUGAUCAAAUGGAAGUGUCAAAAGUGGCCAUCAGCCAGCAGAACGCUGCACUGAAAGAACAAUGGCAGAAGAUCUCCAAAGAUUAUGAAGAUGAAAAGAUGUCCAGAUUCAGGUAUAAUGAGAGGUUGCACAUCGUGGACUUAAUGCGCAAAGAAAAUGAAGACCUCCAACUACUCAUUCAGACCUUUACCAGAAGGAUCCAGAACAGAAAAGCCAUGAAGGACAAGUAUAAAGCCCUGAAAUCAGAAAAAAAAGCUGUUUCUGCAAAAAAAAAUGAGCUUCUUAAAGAACUUCGUUCGCUCAACUCAAAGCGUGAUAGCAUGCCAGACUAUGAAGACAAGUUUGAUCUACUGAGAGAGGAGACAGGAGCCUUAAGACAACAAAACGAUAAACUCCAUCGAGAAAUCAAAAAGUGCAUUGAGGAGAUGGAAAACAAAACCGUCAUAAAGGAAAUGUAUAAAGAAUUGAAAGUACAGAAAAAGAGUCUAACUCAGCAAAAUAACAUCCUGAAAAAAGAAAUUCAGGAGGUGGAGAAAAGGCUUAUAAAGGAACAAGCUUUGGUAGACAGGAAUAAUGUCAUGAAAGAAGAAAAUGAAGCCUUGAUCCAACAAAACUACACAUUACAACUCGAGGUUAAAGAGCUCUACGCCAGACUACAAAGUGAACAAAUGCUGGAGGUCAUGAAUAAAUCGCUGACAAUGGAAAAAGAUGCCAUGGGCCGACGAAAUGACGUACUUCGACAAGAGGUCCAGGAGCUCAAUAAAAAGUUUUGCUGAAAACAAAAAAAGGUAGGGAUAAAACUCCAGCCUCACACAAAAAGGUGCUGGUUCAAUUCCUGGGCCUGACUCUUUUUGUGUAGAGCUGGAUUUUUGUCUACGUUUCUGUGUGGAGUUUGUAUGUUUGUCGCUGUGUCUGCGUGGGUUCGCUCCAGGUGAUCCGGCUUCCCCUACAUCAUAAAACAUAUUUAACAUGUAGAUUCUAAAUUGGCCUAAAAAAACAAACAAUACCUGAAAGCGGGGCAGUGUGGUGGUGCAGUGGUUAGCACUGUCACCUCAGAGCAAGAAGGUCCAGGGUUCGAAUCUUGGUCGUCCCAGGUCCAGGGUUCAAACCUUGGUCGUCUGCGUUUCUGUGUGGAGUUUGUAUGUUUCUCUCCAGGUGCUCCGGCUUCCCC